Molecule: messenger RNA, 1831 nt
Organism: Mangifera indica (mango)
Lineage: Eukaryota; Viridiplantae; Streptophyta; Magnoliopsida; Sapindales; Anacardiaceae
Product: cilia- and flagella-associated protein 251-like
Exons: 2
Coding region: 237-1724 (495 amino acids)
Source: RefSeq, a predicted model, not a curated record
CAUAUGACAUGAAAUUGUUCAAUUUUGCUUUGCUUGGAAACCAUGACUUCCCACCAAAGGCAAAAAGAUUGCAUUUGGGAAGCAAUGAAUAUAUCCAUUUCUCUUGUGAAAAAACACCACAAAUUUCUGUAAACUAAGCCUGUUAAAAUGCUUUUGAUCUUCAUGUCUUGUUUCAUUUCUCCAUUAUUACUAGCAAAAAUCAUUACAGUUUUGGGGAACCAAAAAAGAGGACAGCAAUGGAGCUUGAAUUGGCACUCAAAAUCACUCAUAACAGGGAUGAUUCAACUUCCAAAAUGGCAGAUUUUAGGAUCACAAAAGACUCUUCUGGCCCUCUUUUCAUGUCUACAGAAACUGAAUCCAAGUUCAUCCUCACUGGCCAUCUCAAAGGUUUCAGAAGAGAGAACAUUGAUGUUGAGAUAAAUGAAGCUGGGAACCGAAUUGCAAUUAGUGGGAAGAAGCCUGUUCAGGAGAUGGUGUUGACGGGUUGGGUUCUGUGCAGGAAAGAGGUGGAGAUAAGGGCUUUUCGGAAAGUUUUUCGGAUUCCAGAAAGGGUGAAAUUAGGUAAAAUUAAGGCCAAGCUUAAUGAUGAAACAUCAACUCUGACAAUUGUUAUGCCUAAGUGGGAGAAAGGAAUUCGUGGGAUUGGGAUCGAGGAAGUGAACGAAGAGGAGGAAGAUAGAGCAAGAACUGAAUCUGAUGAAAUUCCUGGAAUUGAGAAAGCAAAAGAGGAAAUUCAGAAAGAGUCUGAAAGGCCAAUAGACAAGAAAGAAACUGACCAGGUUGUAAAAGGGGAGUUUCCUGAAACUAUACAACAAAAGAACGAAGGUUUGGAGGAUUCUCGUCAGGUUUCGGAUAAAGUAAGUGAUGGAAAACCUGAAGCAACAAAAGCUGAAGAGUUUUCCGGAGGAGAAUAUACUCGAGAGGCAGUAAAGGAGAAACCUGAAAAAGCCAGGGAAGAAAUUGCUUCUGAAGAGCGAGAGGUAAAAGCUUGGGAUUACAUGGAGCCUGAAGGUAAAAGCUCGGGAAAAAAGGAUCAGGUUGCGGAGAAAUUACAUAGAGGCCCAGAAAUUGAGUCUCAGGCGAGUGCUAAAAAGGUGGAAGCAUCUAAGCAAGAGAGCGAUGGUUCACAGAAAACAGAAUCCCCACCAACUGAAGAAAUUCAAAGAGAAAACCUUCCUGAAGAAAGAGCACAGUUGCAAGAAUUGAAAGGACAAGCUCUUAGUCCGGAUAAUAUUCGAUCUAAAACUCCUGGAGACAAUCAAAUGACUGCGCCAACAGGACACCCAAGUUCACCAUCCAAUGCUAUUGAAGAUCAAGAAACAACUAAAGAGAACUACCAACUGGAAGAUGAAAUCCCUGGAGAAUCACCAAGGCAAGAACCUCGAAAAGAAGUGCUAGAAUCAGCAAAACUUGAAUCCCAUCAGGAACCUGAGCAGCAAAAAACUUCAAGUCCGAAUAACUUGGCAGAUCAACACAGUGAAGAAACUCAACAGAAAGAAAUUGAAGGAAAAAUAACUAGAGAAGAAAUAUCUGAAGAAAAAGUAGAGGAAAAUGAAUCUCAGGAAUUGGAGAAGCAGAAAGAUCUGAUUGAGGAAGCAGCCCAAGUGAAGAAGCAUGUUGGGAAAAGUUCCAAGACGUGUCGUCCUCUUGUUGUUGCAGGAUCAGCCUUACUUGUAUCUGUUUUAGUGUUUGCUUUCCAUUUCAUUAGAGCUAAGAAAAGAUAAACUAAAUUAUAGCUACGAGGUUGUAAUAAAUCAAGCAUACUUUUUACACAAACUGUGACAUUAUUUAUUCAUAAUUGAAUCAAUAAUUUAUUUGCUUUUUUCUGAUA